UCUUGCCGGUGACUUCAUGCAGCUCCUGAAACAGGGGAGUUAAUAUGUCGAUGGAAGAUCCCUUUUUCGUGGUUAAAGGUAUUUACUCAGAUCCAGUGGGCUGAUGUGGACCCCUCUCUGUUGGCAGGGAGGUGCAGAAGGCUCUUUCCAAAGCACAGGGGCUGUUUGAGCGCUGGGAGGAACUACUCCAGGAGGAAACACCCGUCAGCCGUGAUGAGCUGGACUGGAGCACAAAUGAACUCCGAAACUGCAUCAGGGCCAUCGACUGGGACCUGGAGGACCUGCAUGAAACCAUCAGUAUCCUCCCAAGUGAGAGAUACAGGCAAAUGCCUUUCUACUCUGCUGUCCCGUCAGUCACUGACUUCACAAACAGUGUUUUUGGAUGAAGGAUCAGGUAUUGUGGAGGCAAACCCUGGGAAGUUCCAUUUAGGAGAGCAUGAACUUCAGGAGAGGAGAGAGUUUGUGGAGCGAACGCGGAACUCUGUGCAGCUGAUGAAAGAGCAUCUGGCGAGUCCCUCGACUGUGGCUCAAGCAGAGAAGAAAAACAAACAGGCUUUGCUGGGAACCAUAGUGCAGAGAAAUGAUCGGUAUGCCGGUCUGGAGCCACAUCUGGUGUCCGCAAACUCCAGAUAUAUUCAGGAGCAACAGGAACAGCAGCAGCUGAUCAUGCAGGACCAGGAUGAGCAGUUGGAACUGGUGUCAGGCGGCAUCCGUGUCCUAAAGGACAUGUCUAACAGGAUAGGAGACGAACUGGACGAGCAGGCAGUCAUGCUUGGUGAGUUUAGCGAGGAGAUGGACCAGACUGGUUCUAGAAUGGACUCUGUGUUGAAGAAAGUGGAGAAGGUUUCACACAUGACCAGCAGUCGGAGACAGUGGUGUGCUAUCGGAGUUCUUGUAACCAUAUUGAUCGUGGUGCUCAUCAUGUUCUUUGCUAUUUAAAUCAGACUUUUCUCCGAUUUGGCCUUCCAUCAUGUCUUAUUGAGGAAGACAACAGUGACUCUUCAACAUCAGCUUCCAUUCUAUUUGUGAGAAAUAGAUCAGUCAUUUUUAUAGUCCUUCAAGGGUCUUUGUGUCAUCAUCUGACCCAAAUGUCUAUUUUCUCACUGCUUCUGAUUUGGGCUCAUUGCAAAGUCUAUUUCAGAGCUUCACCGAGGCUGAGAUGGAAGUUAACAGUUAUUAUAUUUUUAUUCGGGGUAGAAUACCCUUUUUAUUUUUAUUGUGGUACAGAGUGGUGUUGAGGAAAUUAAUAUUGCCUUAAUAUAUUUUUGUAUUUUUUAUUUUAAAGCUGCACUAUGUAAGGUUUUUUUGGUUCAAAAUGAACAAAUUGCCUUUAUUGAUUGAGUACAUAAAAAGUGAUCAGUGUUCAAAACAAUGUCCUUACCAUGCUCCGAUUCACUACGGUAAGCCUAUAAAAAUGAUUUGUAUUUUGAGCUGUUGGGUCGGAUUUUGCACUAAGGCUUAUGACGUUCCUCUUUGCGUCAUGACAUCAUGUCCGUAAACACAGGAAAGACACUGUUCAGUUCAGUCCGUCACAAUGACGCAGUUCAGGAUCGCUGCAGUCUGGAUGGAUGUUUAUCUGAGUUGUUUACCUGCUAUAAUGCUUGGAAUUGGAUACAGUAUGUUGUCUGGUAGGGUUGUCAUGGUUUUAUGAAUCGAACAUUACUGGUGUGUUUACCGAUCGCUAUCCGUUGUCACGGGAACUUACUGUGCAUGUUUACUAUUACGUAUGACUUCUGAAAUUAACUUCUUGUACAUAUUAUUUCCUGUUUAAUAAAGUAUAUUUUAUCCCCAUAA
This is a messenger RNA of Myxocyprinus asiaticus (Chinese sucker), 1794 nucleotides long. Its product is annotated as syntaxin-10-like. NCBI's taxonomy places the organism in Eukaryota, Metazoa, Chordata, Actinopteri, Cypriniformes, Catostomidae. The transcript has 8 exons. Gene Ontology annotation, biological process: Golgi vesicle transport. The record is from RefSeq and is a predicted model, not a curated record. Bases 214 to 939 code for a protein of 241 amino acids. Gene Ontology annotation, cellular component: membrane.